AUGGACUCUCUCCAAUUCGAAACAUACACCUCGGACUCUGACUCCUCCACUCCCCGCACACCCUCCCCCCGCUCCAUCGACGUACACCCCCCCUACAAGCACAUCGUCGACCCCAUCCCCCCCCUCUUCGCCGACUCUGACCACCUCAUCCACCACGACGACUCAAACCCGUUCUGGCCCCAGUACUCCUUCACCAACUCCUCCCGCGGCUCUCUCCUCCAGGAGCUCUAUGACCACGACAUACCCCCCACCGACAUGUACAUCGACGACUCCCAGUCAUACCAGGACUGGUCCUACAUCCAGCAGCAGCAGCAGCAGCAGCAGCACCACCACCAUCAUCCCCAGCAGCACCACUUUCAGCAGCACCAGCAGAACAGGGCUGACCACACCAUGAUCCGUCGCGCCACCUUCCCCUACGACCAGUUCUCUCACCCGCCCCUCUACGCUGACCAGAUCGCUGCAGAGCCUGCACAGGACGCCUAUGUCUCCUCCUCCUCCCCCCAUUCCUACCAUGACUAUCCAGAACACCACUCUCAUGUCCAACAACUCCACCACCACUCCUCAGAGGGCAUAAAACUCGAAGAUCCCUCCCCUGUCAUCGUACCCUCCCAGAUUGCUUGCUACCCCCGCCACCCCUCCUCUCACCCCGGCCUUCCCAUGUCCUACCUUUCUCCCCAUACCGGUGUCCCCGUCCAGCACACCGACGACGCCGCUAGCAAGGAGACCCAGUACCUUCGCAGGCGCUGCUUCAACUGCCACACCACAGAGCCCCCUUCCUGGCGUCGCUCCACCCUCAACCCGGGCAAAAUCGUUUGCAACAAGUGUGGCCUGUACGAGCGCACCCACCUCCGUCCUCGUCCCCUUCGCUUCGACGAACUUCGCGCCGGUAACAAGGCUCGCAAAGCUGCUACUCAGGGCACCGUUAAACCUGCCAGCGGUACCGUACCAAAGGACGCAAAGAACCCUUCCAUCGUAAAGAAGGAGCCCAGAGAGUGCGGUCUUGCUAGAAGGAGCUCGGUCUCCAGUUCUGCCUCCAGUGUCCACUCGGGCAGCGCCACCAGCGACUGGGAUGAUAGUGUAUCAGUAUAUUCGUCUUCUGGCUCUGCCCCGCCCUCAAACUAUUCUUCGCCUGCAGCUGCCACUUUCCCCAUCCCUCGCUCGUCGCAGAGCCCACCCAUGUCCUCUCCCGGCCAUCCGCGCGAUGGCGGCAUCAGACUGCCGAAUGCACCGCUCUCCGACAUCGCCUCCCUCCAAGCCAGCAUGCAACAAUCCUCUCUCCAGGUUCAGGGCCAGUCGUCAGCAGCAGCGCCAUCGCCGCGCAAAGCAGCCACCGUUCCCAUCCCUCCCUCCUACUACGCCCAACAGCACGACCAGUACAGACGUGGCUCGAUGCCGACCUACGUCAGCUCGCCUCCGAUGCAGUCGAGCUCGCCCGCUGGUAUGGUCUCGUCCCCGGCGAUGCAUGCCAUGUCGGUGCAGGAGCAGGCAGAUGGGAUGGAUGUCAGUUCGUCCAAUGUGCCACUCAGCGAGCUGUCGAGUGCGGCUGCUGCUGCUGCUGAGGAAGGUGUGCGCUCAUAAGAGCUGGGGGAGACGUUGCUUGCGAUGUAGGCUUUUUUGUUGGCGUGUAAUCCUCCUCCCGCGGGGGAGCGUUGUAAUUUCUGUUGUAUCUCUCACCUCUGCGCAUGCGCGCAUUGUGUUUUUGGAAGAUGACCCUCGUAAUUUCUGCCCAUUUUCUUUCCACUUCGUCUCAUGUUUUCGUCUCGUUCGAUAUAUAAUCGAUAAUGGCGGCUUUAUUUAUUUGAAUCAUCCUCAUCACUGGCACUCCUCGAAUAUAUUCAACCAUUUCCUCCCACCGACGACGACGACGUUUAUCACAGCUUUUCUUUGUUCAUAAUAUCCCUCCUCAUCUUUCACGACGACAAAGGCACAAAUCACCCACACUCUUUUUAUUCCCCCACCAAAACGACGGCGGAUCGCAGGACGCAUACCCCCUCUCUCACAUCACCCACACCGCAAAAGUGAUCGUGGAGCGUUCCUUUCCCGUUUUAUAUUAUUUAUUUCGAAAUCGGAAGCCAAGAAAGAAGAGAAAGAAUGGCAAAGCAAGUCUACGAAAAAAAACCACACUUUUCUGUAUUUCUUGUUUGACUCUUUUGUCUCCCGUUUCACACACGUGUAGCCAACCCCCACUGUUUUCUACCCCCCCUUGCACUUGCCGCCCUUAUACCACGGACUGGCGCGCUGUUUUACCAGACAGAAAGACCAAAAAGGCGAUGUCGGCGCGCCCCGCCUCUCCUCCCUCCACGUUAUGCAGCGCACAGAGACGCGCUGCUUGUUUAUAAUGUGCAUAUACAUAAUACACCACACGGAAAUUUUUCUCUUUGGCUUUUUGUUCGAUCCUUUCGAUCCCUUUCGCCGUCCGUUCUUGAUAUCAAUGUUGUUGCCCCUCUGUCACGCCCCCUCGUCACCCACCCGUCAUUGUCCCCCUUUGCUUGUACGUCGUCGUCGUCGUCGUGUCGUGUUUCCCCUUGCCGCCCCCGCCCUUGCUCUCAGAUACCCUCACC
Molecule: messenger RNA, 2561 nt
Organism: Serpula lacrymans var. lacrymans S7.9
Lineage: Eukaryota; Fungi; Basidiomycota; Agaricomycetes; Boletales; Serpulaceae
Exons: 3
Coding region: 1-1578 (525 amino acids)
Biological process (GO): regulation of DNA-templated transcription
Molecular function (GO): zinc ion binding; sequence-specific DNA binding
Source: RefSeq, a predicted model, not a curated record